GAGGGAGGAGGAGAGAUGCUGUGUGGAAGAAGAAGAAGAAGAACAAAACCGGAAGUAUCCUUCUCGACUUGCUUCUCCCUCUUCGUCUGUCUCCGUCAGCUAAAACCCUAAUUCCCUCCCAUCUCACUCUCGAAAGCUUAUCACUUUCUCCUUCUAUACACGCGGAUCAAAUUCAAAGUCCUGAGCUUUAUCAGCCGCCGUCGAAUCGGUUCCGAUUCUUUUCCCGUGGGGGGAUACGGAUCUGGGUUCUCUCUGUGUGUUGCUUUGAGCUGAUCUGUAUCAAUUGUCUCUUUCUUCGGGGGAAGAUAGAAAAGGAAAUUUUGUCUGUGGAGAUUCGAAAAUUUUGAUAUGAGUGAGGGCGGCGGCGGCGGAGGAGGAGGAGGAGGAGGCGAAUUCCCGCCAAAAAAGGAAGAUGUAACUGACAAGUCUUGUUUCCCGACGAAGACGCCAGCGAGGCAACUCGACUUCACUGGUGGAAAUUCACUGUCUAAACCAGCGGCUCCUACUGCUGUCGUCGCUGCUACGAACAUGGUCACUCCCUCCGUUCCUUCACCGAUGGCGUCGCGGCUUCACCCGGUGGGACGACCAGUGGGACGACCGACGUUGCACGUGGUGACGACUAAUCAGCCGUCACAGGCACAAAUCCUUAAGCAUCCAAAGCCGGAGUCUCCAAUAUCUAGACCGAGGCCGCCUAUUGUGGAAGGUAGAGAUGGAACCCCUCAAAAGAAGAAGCAGUGUAACUGCAAACACUCUCGCUGCUUGAAACUGUACUGUGAAUGCUUUGCGUCCGGAACAUACUGUGAUGGUUGUAACUGUGUCAAUUGUUUCAACAACGUUGACAACGAACCUGCAAGACGAGAUGCUGUUGAAGCAACUCUGGAGCGGAAUCCUAAUGCUUUCAGGCCUAAAAUUGCUAGCAGUCCUCAUGGUGUCAGGGAUAAAAGGGAGGAGAUUGGUGAAGUUGUGUUGUUAGGGAAACACAACAAAGGAUGUCACUGCAAGAAAUCAGGAUGCCUUAAGAAGUAUUGCGAGUGCUUUCAAGCCAACAUUCUUUGUUCUGAGAACUGCAAAUGCUUGGAUUGCAAAAACUUUGACGGAAGUGAGGAGAGACAAGCUCUGUUUCACGGUGAACAUGCCAACAACAUGGCUUAUCUCCAACAAGCAGCAAAUGCAGCCAUUACUGGAGCUGUUGGUUCCUCUGGCUUUGCUCCUUCCCCAGCACCUAAGAGAAGGAAAGGUCAUGAUAUUUCUUUCAACCAAGCAACCAAAGAUCCAUCCACCCAUCGACUUGGCCAGUUUCCACAGGCAAAUAAUGGAAGAACCGCAGGUUCAUCUCCAGCAACUGUUUCUCGGCCUGGUGGCAAUUCAUCGGCAGCUCCAUCAAAGUUUGUAUAUAGGUCUCUCUUAGCAGAUAUAAUCCAACCGCAGGAUGUGAAAGCUCUUUGCUCUGUCUUGGUUGCUGUAGCCGGAGAAGCAGCAAAGACAUUAACAGAUGAAAGAAAUGAAACAGAAGCUUCUUUAGCUUCUUCUGCACAAGAUAACUCCCAAGGGAAUAAAGAUGUUGCAGCUGAUGGAAACCAAGCUGAUAAGUCUGGACCAGAGGGUUCCAACUCAGAUGGCGCCGAUGCCUCUAAAGGAAAGCCACUAUCCCCAGCAACUAUGGCUCUGAUGUGUGAUGAACAGGACACUAUCUUCAUGGUAGCAGCAGCUGAACCUAAUGGUUCAGUUGAUCCCGGUGGCUGCAGAACAAACUCACAGGAGCAGUCAGAGAUUUACGCAGAGCAGGAGAGAGCGGUAUUAACCAAAUUCAGAGAUUGCCUUAGCAGACUUAUCUCUUACGCAGAAAUAAAAGAAUCAAAAUGUUCAUAUCUAGCAAGAAGGCAUAUACAGCCACCCCCAACCGCAACCGCAACAGUGAAAACCGAGAAUGGGAUUCAGCAAAUACCACCAGUUGUGAAUGGAGCUUCACGAACCACUGCUCAACCUACAGUCAGCAAACCACAGCCGUUGCAGCCAACGACCACAACUAAUACCUCAACCACUCAGCAGCAUCCUCAUAAACCUCCAGCUUUACCGGAGAAGAAAGACCCUCAGAAUCAAUAAAUUACACUCUACUUAGGACAACAAUAGCUUACCAGAGAGAACAUAAACAACAAAGCUGAAAUCUACCUACCUCACCACCGCCUCAUUUUCCGAGGUAAUGUUACCAUAAUUUUCCUUGUCUCCUCUUUAAAAGCCUCUUGCAGAUUUUUGGAGAGCUUUGUUUCUUUACUACACGAGUUAUUUAUCAUUACUUGUUAGUUUUCUUGUGUUCUGUUGAUGGUUUUAGUUGCUGAAACAUACUUGUUUAUUAUGUCUGAGGUUCUCUUUCAACUUCUGUAACAUUAGAGAGUAAUAACAUAAUAAUAAAGUCCCGAUUUUACAAAAGAUGUAAAUGAGAUAAUAUUCACUUUGACC
Messenger RNA from Raphanus sativus (radish), 2457 nucleotides. RefSeq names its product protein tesmin/TSO1-like CXC 5. The coding region runs from base 349 to 2103 and encodes 584 amino acids. Gene Ontology annotation, cellular component: nucleus. The record is from RefSeq and is a predicted model, not a curated record. Gene Ontology annotation, biological process: regulation of DNA-templated transcription. The transcript has 8 exons. Lineage: Eukaryota; Viridiplantae; Streptophyta; Magnoliopsida; Brassicales; Brassicaceae.